Molecule: messenger RNA, 924 nt
Organism: Diutina rugosa
Lineage: Eukaryota; Fungi; Ascomycota; Pichiomycetes; Serinales; Debaryomycetaceae
Gene: ERG25
Product: methylsterol monooxygenase
Exons: 1
Coding region: 1-924 (307 amino acids)
Biological process (GO): ergosterol biosynthetic process
Molecular function (GO): C-4 methylsterol oxidase activity; iron ion binding
Source: RefSeq, a predicted model, not a curated record
AUGGUGUCUCAGGUUUAUUCCGACUACUCGUCGUUUGCUGCCAACGUCACCCUGUUUGGUGAUGUCUACCAGCAAUUCAACGCCGUCCCCACCCUCAACUUCGUCGAGAAGUUGUGGGGGUCGUACUACUACUACAUGAACAACGACUUGUUCGCCACGGGGCUUCUUUUCUUCCUCGUCCACGAAGUGUUCUAUUUUGGCCGCUGCUUGCCCUGGUACGUCAUCGACAAGAUCCCGUACUUCCAGAAAUACAAGAUCCAGCCGGAUAAGAUGCCGUCGGACAAGGAGCAGUGGGAGUGUCUCAAGCUGGUGCUCACGCUGCACUUCCUUGUCGAGGCGUUCCCCAUCUGGUUUUUCCAUCCGUUCUGUCAGAAGAUCGGCAUCACCUUCGACGUCCCCUUCCCCAAGAUCACGACGAUGUUGUGGCAAUGGGCGCUAUUUUUCGUGUUGGAGGACGCGUGGCACUACUGGUUCCACCGCGGGUUGCACCACGGGCCGUUCUACAAGUACAUCCACAAGCAGCACCACCGCUACGCCGCCCCCUUUGGCCUCGCCGCCGAGUACGCCCACCCGGUGGAGGUGAUGUUGUUGGGGUUGGGCACCGUGGGGAUCCCCGUGGUGUUCUGCAUGUUCACCAAGAACUUGCACUUGUUUACCGUGUGUAUCUGGAUCAUCUUGCGGUUGUUUCAGGCCGUCGACGCCCACUCGGGCUACGAGUUCCCGUGGUCGUUGCACCACUUUUUGCCGUUUUGGGCCGGCGCCGACCACCACGACGAGCACCACCACUACUUCAUCGGGCUGUACGCGCUGUCGUUCAGAUGGUGGGACGCGGUGUUGAAGACCGAGGCCGGGCCCGGUCCCAAGGCCAAGCGCGAGCAGGUGAUGAAAGCGAAGGCGGAACGGAAGCAAAAGAAACAUCAAUAG